Molecule: messenger RNA, 5330 nt
Organism: Clupea harengus (Atlantic herring)
Lineage: Eukaryota; Metazoa; Chordata; Actinopteri; Clupeiformes; Clupeidae
Exons: 7
Coding region: 1-3282 (1093 amino acids)
Biological process (GO): heterochromatin formation; negative regulation of DNA-templated transcription
Cellular component (GO): chromatin silencing complex
Molecular function (GO): transcription cis-regulatory region binding; chromatin binding
Source: RefSeq, a predicted model, not a curated record
AUGACCCACGCCAGGCAGAAGGGUUCCCUAAGCCGGUGCCACAGUGUGGGGCGGGACCAGGGUGGCACCAGAGGGCGGCCGCGUGGUGAGACCAUGGGCCGGGCGUGGCCUGAGCGCUUCCUGAAAGAGGCGGGCGCUAAGAGGGGCAUGGCCAAGAAGGGCCAAUCAAAGGAGCCGAAAGAGGUGAAGGGGGAAGUGGACAGGAAACACUACCCUCUGAGGGGACGGGGAGGCACCUUGGAGGAAGGGUUGCUAAGCAACCCCGUACAAAAACUGUCCCGAGGCCAGGCCAGCGGGAGGCGGAAGAAGGCACAGAGCGGACGAGCGCGCAGGGGGACGUCCUCAAGACGAGCGCGCAGGGGGAAGUCCUCGACAAAGAGCUCAGACAGCGAGCCAUCAGGCAGCACAAGCAAGGCGUCUAAAACCACAUCAGCAGCGCAGGACCAGGGGGCAGGCCAGGUGUCCUUUAAAACCACAUCAGGCCAGGUGUCAUCUAAAACCACAUCAGGCCAGGUGUCAUCUAAAACCACAUCAGGCCAGGUGUCAUCUAAAACCACAUCAGGCCAGGUGUCAUCUAAAACCACAUCAGGCCAGGUGUCCUCUAAAACCACAUCAGGCCAGGUGUCCUCUAAAACCACAUCAGGCCAGGUGUCAUCUAAAACCACAUCAGGCCAGGUGUCAUCUAAAACCACAUCAGGCCAGGUGUCAUCUAAAACCACAUCAGGCCAGGUGUCCUCUAAAACCACAUCAGGCCAGGUGUCAUCUAAAACCACAUCAGCAGCGCUUCUCCCGCCACCAAAGUCGCCAAAAAGAGCCCGCAGGAAGGACCUGCUGGAGGGGAAUGUACCUCCACCUCAGCGCCACCUGCUGGAGGGGAAUGUACCUCCACCUCAGCGCCACCUGCCGGAGGGGAAUGCAACUCCACUACAGCGCCACCUGCUGGAGGGGAAUGCAACUCCACUACAGCACCAGCUGCUCAGGACCCCUCCACUGGAAAGCCUCAGACGUGCCAAAGCUCCAAAACAACAACAACAACAACAACAGCAACAGAAGAAGCCCAAGGCAACAGAGAAGGAUGUCGUUGACUUAAGUCUCUGGGCACCCACGCCCCGGCGACUGGCGGGGCUCAACGCGGCAGCGCUGCUGAGGUUGACCAGCUCCUCUGCGACUAGUAAGCAGCGGGUUAAGACAGACGGCUCCUGUGCGACUAGUAAGCAUCGGGUUCAGACAGACAGCUCCUCUGCCACUAGUAAGCAGCGGGUUAAGACAGACAGCUCCUGUGCGACUAGUAAGCAGCGGGUUAAGACAGACAGCUCCUGUGCGACUAGUAAGCAGCGGGUUCAGACAGACAGCUCCUCUGCCACUAGUAAGCAGCGGGUUCAGACGGACAGCUCCUGUGCGACUAGUAAGCAGCGGGUUAAGACAGACAGCUCCUGUGCGACUAGUAAGACAGACAGUAGGAGCUCAGGUGCUUCAGCAGGAAGGAAGGUCGCUAACACAAAAACAGACGCACCAGCAGCCAAGAAGCAGCUAGAACCGGCAGGAUGGAAAGCGUCCUCAGCGGUAUCGCCCGGGUCAGCGCUAUCACCCGGGUCCGGGUCGCCAGCGGUAUCGCCCGGGUCCGGAUACUUGUCCUGCAAGAAGGGAGGCUUUGAGUCCAGCCCGAACUGGGGGGGGGCUGUGGAGGACCCCCACCUGAAUAAACCGGGGUACCAGUCGGGCCGUGUGCCGGAGUACCCGCUGAAGCAGGUGAAGGAGGAGCAGGUGGAGGCGGAGUUGAGUCCGUACUGCUGUUGCGGUCCUCCGGGCACCGCCCUGGACUACUGCUGCCACCGGCCCCCGGGCACGGGCACGCCUCCGGGCACCGCCAUGGACUACUGCUGCCACCGGCCUCCGGGCACGGGCACGCCUCCGGGCACCGCCCUGGACUACUGCUGCCACCGGCUGGGACUCUUCCUCCGCCAGCAGCCGGCCGCCUAUCCCGACGCAGAGGAAGGACCCUUUGCGCCAGUCAAGCAGGAGUGUCUGGUGCCGGCACCGCCGCCACCCUCGUUAGCGCACCCGUCGCUAGCACUGAGCGCCCACCACCCCUGCCUCUGCGCGGACCACUGCUUCCCCAGCUACUACGUCCACAUGGCCCACCCGCGGGCGCCGCAGUUAGCAGCCUUAGGGUCGCGACCUUUGCCCUAUGGCCCCCCUGCCCACUGCUCGGGGCCUGUCUCUGGCUCUAAGCUGCUAGUGCCCGGCAUCGGCCACUCCUCAGGGAUCCAUCACCCGCCCUUCUGCACCUCGGUGCGGUCGCCAUGCUACAGCGAGGCCUGCAGGGUCUCCCCCUACACCUACAGAGCGCUGCAGCCCGUGGCCACCAGGGGGUGCUCUUUCAGUACAGGCUGCUCCAGGUGCCGACAGGAAAUAAAAACAGAAGGAUACUCCACCCCACGAAGAGAACACAGUCCCUCUCUCCUGCAGGCGCCCCCUGCCGUACCCCACUCUGGGUGCCCGUUGCCCCGGGUUACGACCCCAACCAGCAUGGUUCCACACCCUCUCUCACCCCUGUCAGAGCGGCGACUGGGCGAGGCGGGCGUUGGGUUGGGCCGCGCGUGCCCCCAGGGCGGUACGCCCUCUAACGGGUCCCUGCCCGCUCGGCGCCCACGGCUGGCUCUCAAGCAGCAGGCGCCCGAGCGGAAGAAGGUCAUCCGCCGCCGUGCCACCAACGGCUGGCGCCCCCUGGGAGUGCCCGUCGAGAAGGAGGUCUUCGUAGUGGGUGAGGAUGAGCCGGUCCUGAGGCAGUGUUUUGAGGGGGUCCAGCGUGAGGGCGAGGAGAUCAGGGUGCGGGACACCGUGCUGCUGCGCUCUGGACCCCGGAAGAAGUCCCUGCCGUACGUGGCCAAGAUCUCAGCGCUGUGGGAGGACCCCAAAACAGGAGAGCUGAUGAUGAGUCUGUUCUGGUACUACAGACCCGAACACACCCAGGGGGGGCGAGAUCCCAGCAUGCACUGUGAGAAUGAGAUAUUUGCUUCCAAACAUCAGGAUGUGAACAGUGUGGCCUGCAUCGAAGACAAAUGCUACGUUCUGCCUCUAGCCCAGUACUGUAGAUAUUGUGCCUUGGUGAAGCGGGGUACGGAGGGUGUGCCGGUGGGCCUCCCCCUGGUGCCUUGCCCUGCCGACACCGCGCCCCCCCCUCACCGAAGAGUGCCCCCGGACGUCGAACCCGAGCUGGUGCACCUCUGCCGCCACGUUUACGACUUCCGCUACGGACGCAUCCUGAAGAACCUGCAGUAGGAGGCACUGCCUCUGCAUCCGUGCGCACACAGUCUCUCACACACACACACACACACACACACACACACACACACACACACACAUACUCAGAGUCGCCUGCAGGGGGCAUUGUUCCCCAUUCACAUACACCCGCCUGUUAGUGUCGGGGAUGACCUUGAGAUGACCUUGAGAGACGCACUGGCAUUGUGGGAAAUGGGCACAGCCGUUGUGGGUGUGGCUACGCCCUUGUCCCUGAAGUCUGUGGCGUGAACAUUCAUGACGAUUCAGGCCGUGUUUUAGUGAUCAUGACCGAUGAUUGGCUCCCUACUGCGGGCUCUCACAGGGGAGGGGAGGGGGGGGGGGGGGGGCGCAGCCGUGGCCCAGAUCCCCGUUCACCGCUGGCAGCUCUUAAACCGCUCUGGCCGAAGCUUGGUUCCGUUCUGGAUCCAGGCCUGGGUUGGUUCUGAUCCGACCUGGGCUCAGUCCCGAUCAGGUGCAAAUCUCCUGGAUCAGCACUGGAUGGGGGGGGCGGGUGUGUUACAGAUUUACCCUGCUGAUUAGGGCGGGGGGUGUGGGUGGGCGGGUGUAUACGGUGGUCUGCCCCCGUGCGCCACUGUGCCCCUGUGUGGAGUGCAUAUCGGCCCUCUGGCCCCGUGCGCCACUGUGCCCCUGUGUGGAGUGCAUAUCGCUCCUCUGGCCUGCCCCGGCUGCCCCCUGAGCUCUCCACGCCCGCUCUUCUGGACGGGUUCUGUGCCACACGAGGACCCGGAUCCAUGUCACAUCAGGAGGUUUUAAAGAUCCUGGCGUGAGAAAUCGUGUGUUCUGCGUGAGAAAUCAUGUGUUCUGCGUGAGAAAUCGUGUGUUCUGCGUGAGAAAUCAUGUGUUUUUGCGUGAGAAAUCAUGUGUUUUUGCGUGAGAAAUCAUGUGUUUUUGCGUGAGAAAUCAUGUGUUCUGCGUGAGAAAUCAUGUGUUCUGCGUGAGAAAUCAUGUGUUCUGCGUGAGAAAUCAUGUGUUUUUGCGUGAGAAAUCAUGUGUUCUGCGUGAGAAAUCAUGUGUUCUGCGUCGUCCUUCCAUUCUCAUGUCAAACCAGGGACAGACCGGGACAGUCGUGUCCUCCUAGUCCAACAAAAAAUCCCCUUGAAUAACGCUCCGAUGGGAACUGAAUAACGCUCCGAUGGGAACUGAAUAACGCUCCGAUGGGAACUGAUUCUGGACCAGAUCUUCGCCAGACUGGCCAAGUUAGUUAGCUGCAAGAGUUAGCUGCUGCCGGGGUCAAAAUGAAAGAGUCUGUCUGAAAGAGAACGCGCCUUCCCCCCUUACGCCCCCACGCCCUUUCCAAAACUUGCCUUAUGGCUGUAGGCAGCUAGCCCCCUCCCUGCUCUCCUUCUUAUCCAGCAAACCAAAGGACCAAAAGCGUCAGUCCAGUUCUGCCGCCUGUUCUCACAUCACACCCCAUCGCCCCACAGACCUGAAUCAGACAGGUUGGUACUCAAGGCCUGUUUCUUAUGAUGAGUCGGAAACUGGAAUGGAGGUUGGAAUGUUAAUUGGAAUCUCCAUAGUUACCACAGAGUACUCUGGAGUGAAUCUGGAGUGGAUGUUUACACAGAUAUAGUAGACGGUUACACAGAUACGUUUAUUCCCAAUUAAGUUAAGACACUUAUAGAUAUUGCAUAAAAAUAUAGUAAUAUUGUAUGAGCGCUUUAUUACUUUUCUUAUAAAUUAUUUGAUGCAUUUUUAUGUAUUUACAUUAUGAGUAUGUAUUUAUUUAUUUGUGUAUUUCACACACUUUGAAAUUUAAGAUUUAAAAAAUCUGACCCCUGCCGCAUAUUUAGUUUGUUGAAACUGAUUGGAAAUUAGACUGAUGGUUUGGUGAGCAGGGACCUUCAUCUGGUUAUUGGCAUUCCUCCUUCUAAUGUUAAAACAUCCAUACAGACAGACAGACACAGACGGACAGACAGACAAACAAGGUCACUGAAAGUCAUUUGACCCAGGUCUAACCUAUGGUCUCCUCUCUCUCUCUCUCUCUCUCUCUCUCUCUCUCUCUCUCUCUCUCUCUCUCUCUCUCUCUC